This is a messenger RNA of Drosophila innubila, 372 nucleotides long. RefSeq lists its product as uncharacterized. The transcript has 2 exons. NCBI's taxonomy places the organism in Eukaryota, Metazoa, Arthropoda, Insecta, Diptera, Drosophilidae. Bases 1 to 372 code for a protein of 123 amino acids. The record is from RefSeq and is a predicted model, not a curated record.
AUGUUUUGGUCGGCAGUUGCCUCCUCCACGGUUUCAUCGUCUGCCUCGGACGCGUCCGUGGCAAUGGCCAGUGCUGCUCCCACUUAUCAGCAGAUGCACAGAAAGCCAACCCGCCCCAUUUCCAACAAUUGGCAGCAUAGCAAUGCAGCGUUUAAAGCGCGACGCCACGAACAGCAGCAGAAGCAGAAGCAGAAACAGCAACGAAUACAGGAACAAAUCCAACAGCAGGAGCACGAAAAGGAACAACAACGUCAAAAUCAAAAACAACACGCAGCAACCAAACUGGACAUAGCCUUUGACAAGGGCAGUAAACUGCACGAGCAGUUUCUGGGCGACAAAAGAACAAAAUUGAUAUUUUAUCAACUUGUCUGA